This is a messenger RNA of Acipenser ruthenus (sterlet), 5954 nucleotides long. Its product is annotated as matrix metalloproteinase-14-like. The record is from RefSeq and is a predicted model, not a curated record. Gene Ontology annotation, biological process: skeletal system development; extracellular matrix organization; zymogen activation. NCBI's taxonomy places the organism in Eukaryota, Metazoa, Chordata, Actinopteri, Acipenseriformes, Acipenseridae. Gene Ontology annotation, cellular component: extracellular matrix. Gene Ontology annotation, molecular function: zinc ion binding; metalloendopeptidase activity. The coding region runs from base 432 to 2198 and encodes 588 amino acids. The transcript has 10 exons.
UGUCCACGCGAGUCCGCUUUGACACAAAUCUGGCAACGAGACAGGAUUUAAGAGGAAAAAAAAAACUUGUCUUUCGCCAAGUACAGUUUGGGGCAGGACCCGGCCAUAGAGAAGAAUAUACAUACCACGUCUUCACAUUAGCAAGAAGGAAGGAAGGAAGGAAAGAGAGAGAGAGAGAAAGAAAGAAAGAACAUUUAGAUACGCGUAAAAAGUGUUCUGUUUUUAUUUGUUUUUGUUUUUUUAAAAAAAGUUUCUAGAAGGAAACAAACAAAACGUUUUGCGGCGCGGGGGGGCUCGGAGGAAAAAAACUAAAUACGUUUUUUUUGUUUGUUUGUUUUAUAGAUAUUGGGGUUUUUUACAUUUAUUUCUGGUUUUGCACUUCGACAAGACACGAUUGAACCAGUUAAAAGAAAAAGGAAGAAAAAUCAAGGAUGUGUAAGAUGUUACAAGUUAUUCAAGGCGGGAUACUGGCGUGCUUUUUAGGACAAUGCUUAUUUUCUAGCUCAACUGCAGAGUCGAGUGAAAAUUUUACACCGGAGGUCUGGCUGCAGCAGUAUGGGUACCUGCCCCCGGGUGACCUGCGUACCCACGCUGCCCGCUCCAAGCAGACUCUCUCCUCCGCCGUCAUGGACAUGCAGCUGUUCUACGGCCUUCGAGUGACCGGCGUCUUUGACCCUGAGACCGUCCAAGCGAUGCAGAGACCGCGCUGUGGAGUCCCUGAUAAAUUCGGCUCCGAAUUAAAAACCAACUUGCGUAGAAAACGCUACGCUAUCCAGGGGCUGAGGUGGAACCACAAUGAAAUCACCUUCUGUAUUCAGAACUACACUCCGAAGGUGGGAGAGUCCAAGACAUUUGAAGCAAUCCGUCGAGCGUUCCAGGUUUGGGAGCGUGUCACGCCUCUGCGCUUCAGAGAAAUCCCCUAUCACCUGAUCAGGGACAAGCGCGAGAAGUUCGCUGACAUCAUGCUGAUGUUCGCCGACGGUUUCCAUGGCGACAGCACCCCCUUCGAUGGGGAGGGGGGCUUCCUGGCGCACGCGUACUUCCCCGGCCAGGGCAUAGGGGGCGACACUCACUUUGACUUCGCCGAACCCUGGACUGUGGAAAACUCUGAACUGGCUGGUAACAAUGUGUUCCUGGUGGCGGUUCACGAGUUAGGCCACGCCCUCGGCUUGGAACAUUCCAACGACCCGUCUGCGAUCAUGGCGCCUUUCUACCAGUGGAUGAAUACCGAGAACUUCGAACUGCCAGAUGACGACCGCAGAGGGAUACAACAGCUGUACAGUACCUCAUUUUUCCCAGCCCCCACACUCCCCCCAAAGAAGCCUGACAUCAUCACCUGGCGCCCCCCCAUCCCCAGGACCCCCAGAGUCCCCAACAAGCCCCCCAACGGAACCCCGAAUGGACCCAACGUGUGCGAAGGAGACUUUGACACCAUCGCGGUGCUACGCGGGGAAAUGUUCGUCUUCAAGAAUGAGUGGUUGUGGCGAGUUCGUGAUAACCGCGUGUUGGACGGCUACCCUCUCCCGAUUGGUCAGUUCUGGAAAGAUCUGCCCGCCUCCAUCGAUAGCGCCUAUGAGAGAGGGGACGGCAAGUUCGUGUUCUUCAAAGGUGACCAGCACUGGGUGUUCUCUGAGUCCAGUCUGGAGCAGGGCUAUCCCAAGAGCCUCCGGGAUUUGGGAAAAGGGCUUCCCAAAGACCGGAUUGACGCUGCGCUGUUCUGGCUUCCCAACGGAAAGACCUACUUCUUCAGGGGGAACAAGUACUAUCGCUUCAAUGACAAAAUGAAAUCCGUGGAUUCCGACUAUCCCAAACCCAUUAGCGUUUGGGAAGGAAUUCCAGAUUCUCCCAAAGGAGCGUUUAUGGGAAGCAACGACGUGUACACCUACUUCCACAAGGGAAACCGCUACUGGAAAUUCAACAACCAGAAGCUGAAGGUGGAGCCGGGCUACCCCAAGUCCAUCCUGCGGGACUGGAUGGGCUGCGAGAACGACGACAAAACGGGCCGAGGCGAGACGGAGGUGCUCAUCAUCGAAGUGGAGGAGGAGUCGGACCGCGGGGUGAAUGCAGUGGCCAUCAUUAUCCCAGUUCUGCUCCUGAUCUGUGUGCUCGCAGCCCUGGGAGCCCUCAUUUUCUUCAGGCGCUACGGGACCCCACGACGCCUGCUGUAUUGCAAGAGAUCCUUGCUGGACAAGGUCUGAGGCAAUGCUUAAAAAGGGGGGGGCGCUUCUCCUGCUUUCUCAACCCCAAGUCCACUCCCCCCCCUCCCUACAAUAAUCUACACACUGUGUUUUGUAGUCUAAAUGUACAUCGGUAGAACUUUGAAAUGUUUUCCCCAAGCGUUUCCGCUUUUUAAUCGUUGUGUCGAAUGUAGUCCCUUUUAAUGUGGUUUUGUGUGUCCUGAGCAUUGUGGACAUGCACAGCUCUGGCCAAAGGUUUUGCAUCCCCUUCUAUAUAUAGAAUGAACUCCCUCAGCUUCAUAGAGUCCAAUGAAAGCUGCUGAAUAAUGUUCCCUUGUUAACAUAUUGAAUUACACCCCCUCUAUAUAGAAUGAACUCCCUCAGCUUCAUAGAGUCCAAUGAAAGCUGCUGAAUAAUGUUCCCUUGUUAACAUAUUGAAUUACACACCCUCUAUAUAGAAUGAACUCCCUCAGCUUCAUAGAGUCCAAUGAAAGCUGCUGAAUAAUGUUCCCUUGUUAACAUAUUGAAUUCCACCCCCUCUAUAUAGAAUGAACUCCCUCAGCUUCAUAGAGUCCAAUGAAAGCUGCUGAAUAAUGUUCCCCUUGUUAACAUAUUGAAUUCCACCCCCUCUAUAUAGAAUGAACUCCCUCAGCUUCAUAGAGUCCAAUGAAAGCUGCUGAAUAAUGUUCCCUUGUUAACAUAUUGAAUUACACACCCUCUAUAUAGAAUGAACUCCCUCAGCUUCAUAGAGUCCAAUGAAAGCUGCUGAAUAAUGUUCCCUUGUUAACAUAUUGAAUUACACACCCUCUAUAUAGAAUGAACUCCCUCAGCUUCAUAGAGUCCAAUGAAAGCUGCUGAAUAAUGUUCCCUUGUUAACAUAUUGAAUUCCACCCCCUCUAUAUAGAAUGAACUCCCUCAGCUUCAUAGAGUCCAAUGAAAGCUGCUGAAUAAUGUUCCCUUGUUAACAUAUUGAAUUACACACCGCCGCUUUGGAGUUUUGUGCAAAAUCUAACACGAAAUACUUACUGUACUGCGAUUAUGGCUUCCGGUAGACUUGUUUUUUUUACGAUAUCAUUUUGUAGUUUCUUUGAUUACAGGAUGUUAAAUAAAAGAUUUAAAUUGUUCAUAUAGUUUUUUUUUUAAUUAUGUCUCUAUUGAAAUUCUAGACGAUGCAAAACUUUUGGCCAGACCUGUGUGUUUAUUCACAUUAAAGUUUUAGAGAAUCCCAAAAAAAGCUCCAAAGUAGGGCUUAACCCUUUGCAGUCCAUUUAUUCAGCGUGUCUCGGGCACGCCAGGUCCAAUUUAUUUUCACACGCGCAGUUAAUUUUAGACACGCUGUUUAAAAGUAUUUUUUUCCACAGUCAAACGGGUUUAAAAGACCCUGCAUAUCAACAAAGCACUCACUAGGCAUCUCCAGCCCCACCCUUUCGUUCGCUAUCGCUUUCAAAUAUGCUAAGAAAUAAAUAAUAAUAAUAAUAGUCGUACAUACUGGUGGAUCAUCUCCUGAUCACUCGUUUUAUCACCAAACUCCUCAAUAAUGUGAUCCAAGUCAUUAUUUUAUUACUAUAACAUCUGAAAAAAGCUCUGCAAAUGUCCAUGAUAUCCUCUGUGCAUUGAUGCAGUCACAGCCAGCUUGUUUCCUUAUGGCCUCCGUUAUCUGAUGCCAGGGGCAAGUAUGACUAUUCAUGAGACACGCCCCUUUUUUUCGGCUUGUCUCGGCUCCUGUCGCUCCCACUCGGCCAUUGAAUGGUUUUCUCUGCUUUUUCUGGAGAGAAAACGACUAGAAACCCGUUUUUUUGCUUCUUUUUGAUGUCGGACAGGGUCCAACAUUGGACCGGAUAGGAAUAAUUGCAAUGUCGGACAAGGUCCGACAAUGGACCACAAAGGGUUAAUAUGUUAAAACAUUUAAACAGGUUUAAUCAUAAAGUUUAGGAUUUUAAACGGAAAUGAUCACACCCCUACAGGAGUGCCACCUGCGACAGACAGAGUGGCAUUCUGGUGCUUUUUAGAUUUUUUAUUAUUAUUAUUCUCUAUGUAAUAAACAGUCUGUGUUGUAUGGCUUGAAGAUCAUAAUGCAUAUUAAAAGGGUGUAUUUUUCCCUGUUUCUUUUUUAAUUCCACCACAUCAGAUUACUCAGUGAAUGUGUUUUAUCUUUUAAUCUGUACAUUGUUGUCGUUUUGUGUUGUGUGUGUUUUUUUUUCAGAAUAUAACGUAUAGAUUUUUUUUUGUGUAAUAAAUCUUUUUUUUUUUGUUUUAGGAUUAGUUUUAUAUUGGGUAAAACACAAAACAAACCCUUUCGAUUGUUUGUUCUUGGCAUGUCUUCAUUUUUCUUUCGUUUUCACUUGACGAUGCAGUUCAAGAGAUUGCUGCUUUUUUAUUUUAGGGUUAAACUUUUUUUUUUAAAAAACGUUGGUUUGUUGAAUUUUUGGCAGAUUGCUUGCAAUGCAAUUCAUUAAUGUAGAGUUGUUUUCGGAGCAUUUAUAAAAGUACUCUAUAGUAAAAAGCACAGUGAAAGCAUGGUAAAGCAUAGGGGAGCAUGGUAAAGCAUAGGGAAGCAUUGUAAAGCACAGAGAGGUCUGGUAAAGCAUAGGGAAGCAUUGUAAAGCACAGAGAGGUCUGGUAAAGCAUAGGGAAGCAUUGUAAAGCACAGAGAGGUCUGGUAAAGCAUAGGGAAGCAUUGUAAAGCACAGAGAGGUGUGGUAAAGCAUAGGGAAGCAUUGUAAAGCACAGAGAGGUCUGGUAAAGCAUAGGGAAGCAUUAUAAAGCACAGAGAGGUCUGGUAAAGCAUAGGGAAGCAUUGUAAAGCACAGAGAGGUCUGGUAAAGCAUAGGGAAGCAUUGUAAAGCACAGAGAGGUCUGGUAAAGCAUAGGGAAGCAUUGUAAAGCACAGAGAGGUCUGGUAAAGCAUAGGGAAGCAUUGUAAAGCAUAGGGAAGCAUUGUAAAGCACAGAGAGGUCUGGUAAAGCAUAGGGAAGCAUUGUAAAGCUCAGAGAGGUGUGAUAAAGCAUAGGGGAGCAUUGUAAAGCACAGAGAGGUCUGGUAAAGCAUAGGGAAGCAUUGUAAAGCACAGAGAGGUCUGGUAAAGCAUAGGGAAGCAUUGUAAAGCACAGAGAGGUCUGGUAAAGCAUAGGGAAGCAUUGUAAAGCACAGAGAGGUCUGGUAAAGCAUAGGGAAGCAUUGUAAAGCACAGAGAGGUCUGGUAAAGCAUAGGGAAACAUUGUAAAGCACAGAUUUUGUUAAGUUUCUUUUCACAGUUCUAAAUUCAGCACUAUUAAGGGUUUAAUAAUGGCGGAUGUUGUUGGCUGAGACUUCACAAGCCCAAGAAAGUUAAGCCAUGGUUUUAAAGCUGAUUCGAACGACUUUAUUACACAGUGUGAGGGUAUUGAAUGGGUUGCCAAGGGUUACCGAGCCGCGUUACUGAUGCUGAAUCAUUGGGAUCCUUUGUUAUUAUGGGAUGACAUCUGCUACUCGGAGCUGGAAGAGCGUUGAUGGGAUUCGUUUUCUUAACUUUUCCUGCUAGAAAUUCUGAAUCUCUUACUGCCAAAAUUCAUCUUCUGGUAUUGCAGAUCUGGAAAAAAAGGUACUGGGGUGGGCUGUGGGGAUUAAAUUAGUUUAUUGUUUUAUAUGAAUGCAACUGUUUUUUUUAUUUUUUAUUUGAACUGUUAACAAUACCUGCAGGCCAGGGCUGGUUAUUAGCAGUACUUCCAUUAUUUUUUUUUUUUAUAUUACUAUUAUAAUUAUGUUAUUAAAAAAAAAUGAAAUAAAAUUUAAAAAAAA